AUGUAUCAGGGUUCCUUCGCGCAUGCGUAUUACAGCUUCGUUCGAAACCGAGCGAGGGAAAAACAAACCGACUCCUGCAGCUGUCACCUCGAUGUCAUGCCUCUCUGUGUGCUGUCGGAGGGGGCGGGGCCUGGCACCCAGGUACCAGCACACCUGACCAGAAUUUCCAUCCCACUCAUCACCAGCAGCACCGACUGCUCCAACAAAACAGUCAAGGGGAAAGUGAUUCGGAAAGGCCCGCUGGUGUCGUUGGCAGCUGACGACUUCAUCUUGAAGACUGUCAUCCAAGAGGAAGAAGAUUCACAGUCGAUCGCCUCCAUCAACGUGGUUCUGUUCGGAGCUCUGGCCAAAGACUUCAGUCAGUCUGUCAGUCAAGGGGAUGUGGUGUUGGCCUCUGGCUUCACCACCAGCAAAUCUCCCACAGUUCAUAAAGACAAGCUGCACCCCUGUAACCUGCUGCUGUCGGGAGACGACGCCUGUCUUUACGUGUCCUGCCCGCCGCCUCCUCCUGACCCCAGAUCCCCGACGGCCAACAAGAGGAGCGCCGUGCUCUCGGCCGAGGUUUCCAGGAGGACUAAGGUUCCUAAAUACACGUACGUGGGUCUGGGAGACCUGAAGGCCGGAUCUGUGGUCAACGUGUUUGGUGUGGUGGUUUUCUUCAAACAACCAUUCAGGAGCCGGGGAACAGAUUUCUGCUCGAGCCUGAAGAUCACUGAUCAGUCCAACCAGAAGAUCAGCUGCACCAUCUUCUGCGAGAAGCUGGACGACCAUCCCAAAAUCUUCCAGAUCGGAGACAUCGUCCGUCUGCACAGAGUCAAGACUCAGUUCUUUAACAGCUCCAUCACGCUCGUCAACACCUUCGGUUUCUCUGUGGUGACGUUCGAUGGGGCGGUGGGCGGAGCCGUGGAGCCACGGACCUCCAGCCGAUCCUUCCACUUCGACGAGGACGACCGUCGCACCGUGGAGGAGCUGAGAUCCUGGGCGGCCGGACAGACCCUCCUCCUACCCUCAGCUCCCACAAUCCCUCUGUCCGACGUUCAGCCCAGAGCGUACUUCGACCUGACCUGCCAGCUGCUCGCCAAAGCCCCGAUCGACACCACCUGCACCCUGCUUAGGGUGUGGGACGGGACCAGGUGUAGUCGGACUCUGCUGAAGGUGAUAGUCGAGCCGAACGUCACUGAGGGGCCGUCGUCCUUCUCCAAGGAGAAAGAGAAACUCAUCGCCAACAUCCUCGUCUACGACAACCACGUGGAGGUCGCCAGGCAGCUGAAGCCUGGAGACUUCCUGAGGAUCUACAACCUGCGAGCAAUUACAGGAUCCAGUAAGGUCCCUGGCCUCACCAGCAGCCAGUCGGAGGAGGUGGACCACCUGGCUUUUCACCUGCAUGGAGGGACGGCGUAUGGGAGGGGUAUUCGAGUUCUUCCAGAAAACAGUCCUGAUGUUCAGGAACUGAAGAGAACCCUCGAGGCCUUCCCAGAAGAUGACAAUGACGAAUUCGCUGAGCUGAAUGACUCAGAGUUGUUGGACGUCUGGAGCACUCCACCAGAGUCUCUGGACGGUGAAACAGUCGAGUGCAGCACAGAGAGAAGCUGCGGUCACAACCUGCAGCCGGUGACGCUGUCCGAGGUGAAGCAGUCCGAUCCGGGUCGAGUUCACCACGUUAGAGUCCAGCUCAGAUCCUACGAGCCCCGCAGACUCUACCAGGCUCUGAAACUCUACUGCAGCAAGUGUACAACGAUGCUCGAGGUCCCAGAUGAUGACCUGGUGUCUGGUCUGUUCUCGGAGGCGUCCAGAGACUAUGAACCCUACAGUCCUCCACCGUGGUCAGUGUCCGGACGGGUGGACGUCCCUGGAGACUCGAACCGAGCUCUGAACGUGCACCUGUCCACCCAGCUCCUGUCCGAGGGCCGAACCAAGGAGCUCAUCUUCCUCAUGGGUUCGACUCUGGAGGAGACGCGACGACUGACGGCCGGCUACCAGAACGUCGUCCCCGUGAGGUCGUCAGGAGGUCACCUGACUCUGCUCGACCUAUCAGCUCCUUUCCUGUUCAGAGGCAGGAAGAGAUUCUACGGGUGUAAACGUUGCUCUGAUGUCGCGCUCAGGGAGCCGUGUGCUGAGGGAGUCGAGGCGAUCGAUGAGAAGAUGGUUGCAGAAGCUCUCGGCGUUCGGCCGCUGAGGUUCGUCCUGCUGAUGAAGCUCGAGCUGCAGGACGCCACCGACACGCUGGACGUCUUCCUGUGGAGAGACGCCGAGUUAUUCUUCGGUGUGUCGGCAGAGGACGCAGCAGCCAAUCAGGAGGCUCAGAGAAGCAUCCAUCAAACCAUGGACACACUCUGUCCACCAGAGGGCAGCACAGGUGUGCGUCCGUGGCUCAACCUCUGUCUGACGGCGUAUCGAGCAGCAGGUGACGAGGACCAGAGCCAGACCUGCUACCAGAUCUGUCACACCAAACCCUCCUCCUCCUCUGCUCGGUCUGAACCGGACCCGGCCUGAACCACCUGCAGGUUUAAAGGUCUCUGGUAAAAAUCAGAGUCCUGCAGGAAAAAAAACAGUUUCUACCCGUUUGUGUUUCACCUCCUGCUGUGGAUUUUAUUUUUAUUUAUUGUAUAAAGUGAAUAAAUGUUCAUAAACUGUAGCUGUGAAAAUAUUUUUAAACUUCAUCCUCUUUUAAUGACUCCUUGAUAAUAAAAGCCUAAAUAAUGACUUUUAA
This is a messenger RNA of Lates calcarifer (barramundi perch), 2710 nucleotides long. It is a transcript of the gene pot1, whose product is annotated as protection of telomeres 1 homolog. Lineage: Eukaryota; Metazoa; Chordata; Actinopteri; Centropomidae. Gene Ontology annotation, molecular function: G-rich strand telomeric DNA binding; telomerase inhibitor activity. The record is from RefSeq and is a predicted model, not a curated record. Gene Ontology annotation, cellular component: chromosome, telomeric region; nuclear telomere cap complex. Gene Ontology annotation, biological process: regulation of telomere maintenance via telomerase; telomere capping.